Sphaeroforma arctica JP610 is the source of this 2667-nucleotide messenger RNA. RefSeq lists its product as hypothetical. The transcript has a single exon. The coding region runs from base 1 to 2133 and encodes 710 amino acids. The record is from RefSeq and is a predicted model, not a curated record. NCBI's taxonomy places the organism in Eukaryota, Ichthyosporea, Ichthyophonida.
AUGAUCUGCAUUAAAAGCUCGCCGCGGGGGUCUUCUAUUGUCCCUGUCAAACAAGAAACUAAUGCUUCUGCAGUAGGCGUGACACCUCGGCGUCACACUCCCUCCACCAAUUACUCAGGGUGCACGGUUACCAAGGAAACCAGUAGCACUCCCGAGACAUCUCACACGCCAUCGAAAUACCCAAACGCUGCAGGGGAUGCUGACGUACAUCUCAGCACACACGGCAGCAUCAGUAAAAACACUACCAACAUCAAACGUAAAAGAGACCAGGAUCAAGAAAUAGAGAGCAACUUAGCGCCCCGUAGCACAGUUAAUAUGAAGAACUCGCCGGCAAAUGCUUUGCUUGAUCGCACUGACAGCUCUACUAAACACAGGCAGUUUCGGGAUAUAGACAGAGGACAAUCUCUUAAUAGACGUACAGCUAGGGAGAGCAGUGUAGGAUUGCAUGAUGGAGACCCACAGACACAUAAGAAGCCGUCUGUAGUCGAGAGAACACAACGGCAAAGUUCGAUACAUACAGCCCCCGCACGUAUGGGGAGGUCUGACCGGGCCCAGUCUAUGGGACGUACACGUGCGAGUGAGGCUGUGCGUGGUGGUAACUAUGACAACAUACACAAUGCACGUGCAGAUACAGAGGACGCCCGAGCCCUGACUGACAUAUUGCACGACGAUGAUAUCGAUGCGUAUACACGAGGUUCUUCUGGUUUACACACAGCUAGGUCUCACAAAUCACAUAAUAGGGGCAGUCUUGGUGGGGUGCCAGGGCAACACACGCCGAUGUACACGACAGCUAGACCGUACUCAGACAGAGAGUACGUAGCCAGACUGGACCAUCAAGAGCGAGACCGAGAACGCCUCAGGAGCGCGGGAGCAAGCAGCGUGCACACGAGGGAGCGACGAUCAAUGUCACAGCGACCCAGUGACGCGUAUGCAAUGGAUGCUACUAGUAUGGGUAAUUCGCCUGUGACAAGCGCUAGUACAUAUGUGCACGGCAGUAGUGCGAGUGUGACCCGGUCAGCCCCAGCGAACACUCAUCCGUACAGUGAAGACGGCGACAGGAGCCAUUUUAUUAGAGUGUGGUUGGGUAAUGUCGAGAGCUUUGUGACUAACAAACUGGCACCCCUCCGCUGGCAAGGCGUAUGGCUGUGCGUAGCGCUGGCCUUGUUGGUGUUUGGCCUGAUGGGUCUGAUCCGGGGUCUAUACAACGAGGUUAUGGCCAAUGAUGGGGCCUUUUCCUCCGCCAAUAUCAAGAUCUACCUACAGGCGUGCCUGUAUCUAUCAGUUGUAGUGGCGGUGAUCGGAUGUGUCGUGCUCACAUACGAGAAGCUCAACAGCGCACGCGAGGAAAAGCUCGCGGAGAUACGCUACAUGUACCAGCAUGUCAUGACGAUUCUUGAACGUCAGGGCGAUGCUGUGCUGGUACACGUACGUGACGAGGUGUGCGAGUCCAGAUACGACCCUCUGUGGCCCGAUGUUGUUCGCCGAGUGAGCGCUGAUUCCCGCGUGCGCAGUCGCAAGGUGUGUGUGGGCGGGGUGGAGCAGCGCGAGUGGGUGUGGCUGGCCAAGCAGCGGAGAGGGGGCUCUAUGCUGCCGCUGAGCUCAGUGUCGGGAGAGGCACUCAAUGCGUCAGUGUUGAAUGCAUCGGCGUUGGGUCCUGCAACACCCCUGUGGUCGCUGAAUGAGUCUUCUGAUGCCCUGAAUGGGGCUACGGAGGGGCCUUUUGGCGGUGUUAAUGCUAGUUCUUCGCACGUGUCUGAGGACGUGAGUGCAGAAACAGGCCUGGGGCGCAACGGGGAGAAGGAAGGAGAGACCACCGGUGAUAAGAAUAAAGGUGCAAAAUCGACGAAUAGCGCGAAUAGUGCGGGAUUAAACAAUACACACACAGACCCAAGCACACACACAGAGGACGUUGCUAACAGUGCGCGUAAGCUCCCUUCGACGGGUAGCUUAACGCCAUCUUCGAGCUCACAGAAAGCCACACAAGCACAAGCACACGAGAACACGUGCGUGGCAAAAGACGAAGACCCGGUGGCCGAUGGAGCGUUCAGCACGAAUGCGUCCAUGGUGGACGAUAGUGCUGCGUGUUAUCAGGAUCCUACGAACAGCCUACUGGACGAUAUAGCGAUCAAUUGAAAGUGGGUUGUACUUAUUAUCAGGAUCAUACGAACAGCCUACUGAAUGGUAUAGAGAUCAAUUGAUAGUGGGUUGUACUUAAUAUCAGGAUCAUACGAACAGCCUACUGUAUGGUAUAGCGAUCAAUUGAUAGUGGGUUCUACUUAUUAUCAGAGAUAGUGGGUUGUACUUAUCAUCAGGAUCAUACGAACAGUCUACUGGAUGGUAUAUCGAUCAAUUGAUAGUGGGUUGUACUUGGUAUCAGGAUCCUACGAACAGCCUCCUGGGCGAUAUAGCGAUCAAUCGAUAGUGGGUUGUACUUAUCAUCAGGAUCCUACGAACAGCCUACUGGACGAUAUAGCGAUCACUUGAUAGUUGUUAGUAACGGACUGGCAGUACAUCGUCACGAAGUGACUACGAGAUGAUUUUGCUGUAAAUGGAGAGUAUUGUUGUUAGUGUUCCGGGUCUCGAUUGGCCUGGUGUUGGGCCGUGACUCUAUACCAUAAAUACCUACCAAAAUGCCCCGCAGGAUGCCCUGGGAGCUUAAAAGUUCUG